Messenger RNA from Benincasa hispida (wax gourd), 1800 nucleotides. RefSeq names its product putative pectinesterase/pectinesterase inhibitor 21. Gene Ontology annotation, molecular function: enzyme inhibitor activity; pectinesterase activity. The record is from RefSeq and is a predicted model, not a curated record. NCBI's taxonomy places the organism in Eukaryota, Viridiplantae, Streptophyta, Magnoliopsida, Cucurbitales, Cucurbitaceae. Gene Ontology annotation, biological process: cell wall modification.
AAAUGUCAAACGGAUUUGCCAAUGCCGAAGGUGAUAAAAAGAAGAAGAAGAUGGCGAUCAUUAGUGUGUCUUCUUUAAUCCUCGUGGCAAUGGUUGUGGCCGUUACCGUCGGCGUCAACAAUGCACCCAAAGAGGAGCACGGUGAUGGUCACGGUGGCGAAACACAUGAGAUUUCAUCAACAACCAAAGCAAUCCAAGCUAUUUGCCAACCGACGGAUUACAAAGAUGUAUGCGAGAAGAAUCUAAUGGCAGAAGCCGGUAACACAACAGACCCUAAAGAGCUCGCAAAAGUCGGCUUAAGGAUUGCCACGAGGAAUCUAAACGAGGCGAUUAGAAAUUCCACCACGCUUCAAGAAUUAGCCAAAGACCCAAGAACCAACCAAGCCCUUCAAAACUGUCGUGAGCUUUUAGAAUACGCCAUCGAUGAUUUGAACGAAUCCUUUGAAAGAAUCGGCACCUUCCAAAUGUCCAAACUCGACGAGUUCGUUGCUGAUCUAAAGAUUUGGCUCAGUGGGGCUCUCACGUACGAGCAAACUUGUUUAGAUGGAUUUGAGAACACUACAGGUGAUGCUGGUGUGAGAAUGCAAGAGUUUUUGAAGUCAUCUCAACAAAUGACAACCAACGGGCUUGCCAUUGUUAACGAAUUGUCUGGCAUGUUGGGCUCACUUCAAAUUCCUGGAAUGACUGGACGACGACUUUUGGAGGACGAUGCUGAUGAAAUGCCGUCGUGGGUCAGCGAGGGAAAGAGACGCUUGAUGCAAGCGGCAGCGGCGUCGAUGAAACCCGAUUUGGUGGUGGCUCAAGAUGGGAGUGGGAAAUACAAGACUAUAAAUGCAGCUUUGGCCGAUGUGCCUUUGAAGAGUAACAAAACGUUUGUGAUUUAUGUGAAGGCUGGAAUUUAUAAGGAAAUUGUUGUUAUUCCUAAGGCUAUGACUCAUCUUACCAUGUACGGUGAUGGUCCAACCAAGACUAUCGUUACUGGUAGUUUGAACUUUAUCGAUGGUAUUCAAACAUUCAAAACUGCCACCUUCGCUGCAAUUGGAGCCAAUUUCUACGCUAGAGACAUGGGAUUCGAGAACACAGCUGGAGCAGCAAAGCACCAAGCCGUAGCCCUACGAGUUCAAUCCGACAGAUCAAUCUUCUACAACUGUAAAAUUGACGGAUACCAAGACACUCUCUACGCACACGCUCACCGUCAGUUCUACAGAGAUUGCAUAAUCAGUGGCACCAUCGACUUCGUCUUCGGCAACGCCGCCACCAUUUUCCAGAACUGCAAGCUAGUGGUGCGAAAGCCAAUGGAUAACCAACAAUGCAUCGUAACUGCUCACGGCCGUCUCAACCGCAAGGAGCCGACGGCAUUGAUCUUCCAAAGCUGCCAUUUCAUGGGUGAUCCAGCUUACUUGCCAUUCAAAAACAUCAACAAGGCAUACUUGGGCCGCCCUUGGAAGCAAUAUUCAAGAACCAUUAUAAUCGGGUCUCAGAUAGACGAUAUAAUCCAGCCUGAAGGAUGGUUGCCAUGGAUGGGCGAUUUUGGGCUGAACACGUUGUUCUACGCCGAGGUACAGAACAAAGGGCCAGGAGCUGAUGAAAGCAAGAGAGUGAAGUGGCGAGGAAUUAGACAUAUUACUCCACAACAUGCCGCCGAUUACACUCCUCGACGAUUUAUUGAUGGCGAUGCUUGGAUUCCUGCUAAGGGAAUUCCGUACUCUUCUGGAAUGAUGUAAUGAAGGCAAUCUAAUUAAAUCCCUUUUUUUUCCUUCUCUUUUUCUUUUUUACGCACAUUUUGGCGUUUAAUGUAAC